This is a messenger RNA of Syzygium oleosum, 3151 nucleotides long. Its product is annotated as oxysterol-binding protein-related protein 1D. The coding region runs from base 451 to 2874 and encodes 807 amino acids. Lineage: Eukaryota; Viridiplantae; Streptophyta; Magnoliopsida; Myrtales; Myrtaceae. The transcript is spliced from 8 exons. The record is from RefSeq and is a predicted model, not a curated record. Gene Ontology annotation, molecular function: sterol binding. Gene Ontology annotation, cellular component: cytosol; membrane; intracellular membrane-bounded organelle.
UUAACCUCUCCUCCUCCUCCUCCUCCUUCUUCCUCUUCACUCUCUCUCUCUCUCUCUCUCUCUCUUCUGUACUCUACCGCACAACUCUCUCUCUCUCUCUCCUCUCUCUGUGUAUUAAUUAGAUCUGCGAGCAGAGCGUCGGCUCUUUAUAGCUCCCUCCCGGCCAUCUCAAUUCACCGUCUCUUCCUCUCUCCACAGCAACCCCCAUAUAUCUCUCUCUCUCUCUCUCUUUGUAUUUCCUUCUUGAUCUUAUGUCAUUUUCGACGCUCCCGGCCUCCACCCGCCCUUUCGAGCUCCGAUCGGGUCCUGCAUUGCCCCUACCCCAGCCCCACCCGCGUCGCCCGCGCCCGGCGAUCGGAUCCUUCGCCGAUCCGUCCCGGUGAGGAGGCGGCGGCCGCCUCGUGGGGCUGGGCUUCGUAGGCGGCGGCGGCGGCGGCGGCGGUUCCGAGGAUGAACCCGCUCUGCUGCAUUGCUCCGGUCUCGAUCGAUCGCGACCGGUCCAGCCCCGGCCAGUGCCAGGUCGGCGCCGAUUCGGUCGUGAAGCCGGUUAAUCCGAGCUCGAAGCCGGGCUUCUCGGCGCAGGUCUCGUCCGUCGGCGCCGAUUUCGAUAGGUUGGCGGGAGCCGCCGGUGCGGAUGAUAACGGCUCCGAAGCUACGAGGGAUUCGAAGGCGUUCGGCGGGAGUGGCGGAGUGAGUGGUGGCAGCGUGGUUGGGGUGCUGUACAAGUGGGUGAACUACGGGAAGGGGUGGAGGUCGAGGUGGUUCGUGCUCGAGGACGGAGUGUUGUCCUAUUACAAGGUUCACGGGCCGGAUAAGAUUGUGAUGAGUCCGACCAGAGACAAGGGCGUCCGGGUGAUCGGAGAGGAGUCGUGGAAGUACAUGAGGAAGGCCAGUUGGACGAGCAGUAACGGGAGGGUCGGUGUUGGGUCUUUGGGUUUGAGGAAGUGCAAGCCGUUCGGCGAAGUGCAUUUGAAGGUUUCAUCUAUUCGUGCUAGUCGGUCAGAUGACAAAAGACUCUCUAUAUUCACGGGGACGAAAACUCUUCACUUGUGCUGUGCAACUAGAGACGACAGAGCUACAUGGAUUGAGGCACUUGGAGCAGCAAAAGACCUUUUUCCUAGAGUUCUAACGAGCAGCGAUUUUGCACCUUCUGAUGAAGUCAUUGUCUCAACUGAGAAGCUUCGAUCUCGACUAUUGCAGGAAGGGUUAGCAGAGGUGGUCAUUGAAGACUGCGAGUCAAUCAUGCUAUCUGAACUCUCUGAGCUCCAAAGCCAGCUAAAUACUCUCCACCGGAAACAUUUGAUAUUGUUAGACACGCUGAGACGCCUGGAGGCUGAGAAGAUGGAGCUAGAGACAACUGUAGUGGAUGAAACAAAGGAGCGCGAUUCAUUUUGUGGACAAGGAAAUAGAAGAUUUAGUGAUUUCUACUCAGUCAUGUCAGAGGGAUCUGGAAGUGAAUCUGAUGCAGAUAUUGAAAGCCGGGAUGGAGUGGAUGCCGAGACAGAUGAAGAAGAUAACAUCUUUUUUGACACAAAAGAUUUUUUGUCUUCUGAAGCUUUAAGAAGUGCUUCUUACCGCAGUAAAGAAACCAUGGGCAGUUCUUGUACAGCUGACAAAGAUUGUUUCUUUUCUGAUCGUUUGAAUGGAAUCGACAAAGAGAUUAGGGCAGUUGAGUAUCCAUAUGUUGAGAGGAGGGAUGAUUUACCUGAACCAAAGGAGAAGGAGAAGCCCGUUGGUCUAUGGUCAAUUAUCAAGGACAAUAUCGGAAAGGAUCUAUCUGGGGUUUGUCUCCCUGUUUAUUUUAAUGAACCUCUCUCCUCGUUGCAGAAGUGCUUUGAAGAUUUGGAAUACUCUUACUUGGUUGAUCAUGCACUGGAAUGGGGAAAGCAGGGUAAUCACUUGAUGAGAAUCCUAAAUGUAGCUGCUUUUGCUGUGUCAGGCUAUGCAUCAACAGAAGGGAGGCAGUGCAAACCAUUCAAUCCUCUCCUUGGAGAGACCUACGAAGCUGACUAUCCAGACAAAGGACUCCGCUUUUUCUCUGAGAAGGUGAGUCACCACCCAACAAUUGUUGCUUGUCACUGUGAAGGAAGAGGCUGGAAAUUUUGGGCAGAUUCCAAUCUCAAGGGCAAGUUUUGGGGGCGUUCUAUUCAGCUUGAUCCUGUGGGUAUCCUCACCCUGCAGUUUGAGGAUGGUGAGACAUAUCACUGGAGCAAGGUCACAACUUCCAUUUACAACAUCAUUCUCGGUAAAAUCUAUUGUGACCACUAUGGAACAAUGCGCAUUAGGGGCAGUGGCAACUAUUCCUGCAAGCUCAAGUUCAAGGAGCAGUCCAUCAUAGACCGAAAUCCCCACCAGGUUCAUGGGUUUGUGCAAGAUAAUAAAACUGGGGAGAAGGUCGCCAUGUUGUUUGGAAAGUGGGAUGAGGCGCUGUACUAUGUGAUGGGGGAUCCAACGACAAAUCCUAAAGGGUAUGAUCCAAUGACAGAAGCUGUUUUAUUAUGGGAAAGAGACAAGUAUCUCACCAAGACAAGAUACAAUUUGUCUCCGUUUGCAAUUUCCCUAAAUGAGCUCACGCCAGGCUUACGAGAGAAACUGCCCCCAACUGAUUCAAGGUUGAGACCUGAUCAGAGACACUUAGAAAAUGGGGAAUACGAGUCAGCCAAUGCUGAGAAAUUAAGACUCGAACAUAUACAGAGACAGGCAAGAAAGUUACAGGAGGGAGGUUGGCAACCACGAUGGUUUGGUAAGGAUGACGACGGAUGUUAUCGCUACAUGGGUGGGUAUUGGGAAGCUCGAGAUCAGAAGAACUGGGAUGGAAUCCCCGACAUAUUCGGCCAAAAUGCUGAUGCUUCACCUGGCACUGCGGAAGGAUAGAUGUCUCCUGGUUUUGUCUUGAAUAUAGGCAUACACAUUUUCCCUAUCCUCUUCUUCGCCUUUUCCUCUUUUAUCUUCCACUUCUGUUCUUAUCAUUGUGGAUGAUGAAUGUGCUUGAAUUUGAAGAGGUAGCUUUUUUGUUCGACCAGGAGAAGCUGGAUAGGGUUCACUUUUAGUUUUGGCACAGGUUAGUUUAUAUCACGGAGGUAUGUGUAGGAAAGCCCCUCUCCUACAUCCUUUCAUUUCUUAAUGACACGGCCUUUCGGCUUUGCAAUUA